UUUUUUUUUAAUUGUCUUAUACACAGGAAGCACUGCACACGAUGUUCAAAUCAGCUGCCGCCCAGUCUGCACCGGCGUUGGCCCGUGGAUAUGCGACCAAUGUGACACGUACAUUGUUCCCUCGACACUACCGCCUUCGACACAAAAUCCAGAACGAGUCCGACGCGACCCCUCUCAAGGAUGGCUCGGUGUUCGUUCGUCGCCCCACCGCCGGCCCAACGACUUCCAUCCUCUCCUCCGCAAACCCUUCCCCCGCCUCAGUUUCUUCAAGGGUACCGGGAUCCGCCACGACCACCCCUGUCUCACAUCCUGAUCUCCCUCCAGCAUUGAACGCCCACAAGGCACCUCGUCCAGAAUUCGCAAAUCUGACCCCAGAACAGAUUGCAGAGAUGCGUGCGCUUCGACUCGAGAACCCCACCAAAUACACACGCUCGUAUUUGGCCAAGAAAUACAACGUCAGCGAUAUGUUUGUCAAGUGUUACAUCCCAGCAUCAAAAGAGGUCCAGGUUUCGAGGAUCAAGGCUCAGCAACGUUCGUUCGAAAGCAAGGGAUGGAAAGCACAGGAGAUUGUCGUCCAGAGACAGAAGCGUCGUGAAUUGUGGUAGAAAAUAAAUAAAAAGAAGCAAGGAAAAUGAGGGCACAGGAAUAAAAACGAUGCC
Gamsiella multidivaricata is the source of this 659-nucleotide messenger RNA. RefSeq names its product mitochondrial ribosomal protein subunit L20-domain-containing protein. The transcript has a single exon. The record is from RefSeq and is a predicted model, not a curated record. Gene Ontology annotation, molecular function: structural constituent of ribosome. NCBI's taxonomy places the organism in Eukaryota, Fungi, Mortierellomycota, Mortierellomycetes, Mortierellales, Mortierellaceae. The coding region runs from base 42 to 605 and encodes 187 amino acids. Gene Ontology annotation, cellular component: mitochondrial large ribosomal subunit.